Messenger RNA from Arabidopsis thaliana (thale cress), 888 nucleotides. RefSeq names its product Pollen Ole e 1 allergen and extensin family protein. The record is from RefSeq and is marked reviewed. The transcript has 2 exons. NCBI's taxonomy places the organism in Eukaryota, Viridiplantae, Streptophyta, Magnoliopsida, Brassicales, Brassicaceae. Bases 161 to 655 code for a protein of 164 amino acids.
GAGACACUGCCGUACAGAGCUGUGUGACCUGAAGCCACCACGCAAAGGGUCUCUUCCUCUUCUUUAGCUUCCUUCUUCUUCUCUAUAUAUUCAUGCUAUUUUCAUUUCUUUAACAAAAUACAAAGAAAAACAAACAAACCUCUUUUCUUUGUUUUUAACGAUGGGAAGCUUCUUCAUCAUCCGUUGCUUCUUGUUACUCUCUUUCUUCUUGUUCACCGGAGCAUUUGGGAAUAAUUUAUGGACCAGAACGGAAAUGGUGGAGAUGGCUGGCUACGGUGAACAGAAACUCUCCUCUGUCGUGAUCACCGGAUCUCUUCUCUGCGACACUUCACGUCCUCACCUUCACUCCAUCCCUAUCCCAGGUGCCACCGUUGCCAUCAAGUGCCACACUGGAUCCAAAAGGAGGUCCAAAUGGAUUAAGGCUGUUACUGAUGAAUUGGGAGAGUUUGAAAUCGAUCUUCCCUCCCAACUCCAUGCGAUUCCACACCUUGAAAACACUUGUUUCAUCAAGCCAGUAUAUGUGCCUAGGCCCUAUAGAUGCUAUAACACCUCUACCAAUAUACACAAACCUAUCAAACUUGUUUCCUCUACCAAUGGUUUCCGUGUCUACACCUCAGGGAAAAUCAGGUUACAGGGCCACAGUUCGAGAUCAUAGCAAGCUCGUUGAGACAACAUUUCAACCAAAAGAUUUGAACACAAACAGCUGAUUCUUCAAGUUCCUUCAUGUGAAAAGCAUUUUUUUUGUUAUGGUCCUCGUUUGCUUAGCUGGCGCUCCAGUCACAGAACCGAGUUAGAGUCUCUCUACAUUGUGUUUCAUGUUCCCAAAGUGUAAGAACAAACAACUGUAAGCAUCAUGUAUAUAAAGGCUCCCAUGUUUUUGGUACAAAA